CCUCUCUGCCUGUGCCAUUCUUCACCUCCUCACAGCCUUUAGUGUCUGGGUCCAGCUCUGGAUCCCCACCCUGCAAAAGGGCUAGAAAAUGCCUCGUUGCUCAUGGAAAGCAGGAUCUCGAGGAAGUCAUCAGUGGGAGUGUGAAUGAGGAUUUCACAAUCUGUUCCCCAAGGAAGAGAGCUAGCCAGCUGCCUGCUGCCUCGGGGCUAAAUUGGUGUUUCUUAGCAGUGAAAGAUAAGGCAGAUCUACAAAGUGUUGAAUUUCUGACAAUACGACAUAGAGUCACUCGAGGAGAGGCACCUUCAGCAUGGCCCAUAAAAGCCAAACUGAUGGAAUUGAGAAAAAUGGGUCACCUUCCUCCGUCCUGUACUGUAAGAGUGACUUAAAGGAAGGAUCCCUGCAGUGGGUGAAAGAACCCCUCAAUGGCCAGGUGCUCAUGGUGCUCAGCACGGACAACAACUGCUCAGCCACCUCCUUUGACAUGGAGCUUUGUGCAGAGAAACUGAAGUCCCUUGGGGUUCAGGUGGCAGCGGAUCAGUGGAGAAGGUUAAUCCAGGAUGCUGUCCUGAAGCCUGAAGUGAGACGGUACAUGUUCUACAACUCCAGGGUGUUCCAGAUAGCCAUGGCCGUGGUUUUCUACAUGGCUCUCUGGACAAACAUUUACUCCACAGUCCAGCUCUGUUCCUUCGGGCGCUACUGGGAGGCCAGCGUGCUGGUGACCCUGGCUGCCGUAGCAGUCACUGUGGUUGUGAUACUGGUUAUCGACCGCCGGCAGAGGAAGAUAAAUAUGAAUACAGAUGUGAGGCUGGCAGCUGUCAAUGAAAUCUUUAUCAAGCACGGUUUAAUACUGGGGAUUACCGAUGCCUUGGAUGGGCCACACAACAUCCUACAACUGUGGUUCGUGCACUUCAGCCCGGAGCGCUGCCUCCAGUCCUUGUCAGCCCACAUCACGGACCUGCAGAGGACGCGGGAGUCGGGCUUGCGGCACAGCCUGGACCAGCUCUGUGUGGUUAUGGAGGCGGUGGUUUGUCCCGACCCAGGGAUGGAGGAGGAGGCUUCGUGUGAAGAGUCCCCUCUGUUAUCCACUGGAGUGAACCUAAAUAAAGAGCCUGUGACAUGCAACGAGCUGCUCCACCUCAUUCCUGAGGGCCCACCAGAGGUGAUGGCCCGGCAGCUCCUCGUGGUCUUCAGUGGAUGCUACGUCCGGCUGCUGGUCACCGGCCGGCUCCCUCGGGCCAUGGCAGGGGGGCACCUGGAGCCCAGCGGUGUGCCCUGUCUCUGCCAGUUCAUCGAGAUCACUGUGCUCAACACACGCCAGAGCUGGUUCACAGGCAGGUGACCAGAGGGGCUGGAAAACACUGAAAUAAAAGCUGUCCAUAUGCAACAGUGUGAAGAAGCUGUGGGUCAGAGGAGAGGGCUGUAAUUGCUCAUCCUGGACUUAUCUGGAUGAACGAGUGGAAAUAUGACUCUAAUAAAAUGUGCAAGACACUCACCAGAAA
This is a messenger RNA of Tyto alba (common barn owl), 1499 nucleotides long. It is a transcript of the gene TMEM268, whose product is annotated as transmembrane protein 268. NCBI's taxonomy places the organism in Eukaryota, Metazoa, Chordata, Aves, Strigiformes, Tytonidae. The transcript has 9 exons. The coding region runs from base 308 to 1339 and encodes 343 amino acids. The record is from RefSeq and is a predicted model, not a curated record.